AGGGGGUCAAAGGGGAGAUGUCGCAACCGCCUCCCUCCCUCUUUCCCUGCCUCGGCGCUCAGCCACCUCCCAGAUGAGCGCUCUCGCAGACAGCUGCGGGCCGCCGGCCGUCGGGCAUGUCCCUUGAGUGCGCGCAGGCGGCGGGCACUGGGCCGCCGCGCAGCCUGGAAGAGGCCAACCGCACCCGCUUCCCCUUCUUCUCCGAGGUCAAGGGCGACCACCGGCUGGUGCUGAGCGCCGUGGAGACCGUCGUACUGUCGCUCAUCUUUGUGGUGUCGCUGCUGGGCAACGUGGGCGCCUUGGUGUUGGUGGCGCGCCGACGGCGCCGCGGCACCACCACCUGCCUGGUGCUCAACCUUUUCUGCGCGGACCUGCUCUUCACCAGCGCCAUUCCUCCCGUGUUGGCCGUGCGAUGGACUGAGGCCUGGAGGCUGGGCAGGGUCGCCUGCCACCUGCUCUUCUAUGUGAUGAGCCUGAGCGGCAGUGUCACCAUCCUUACGCUGGCGGCAGUCAGCCUGGAGCGCGUGGUGUGCAUCGUGCGCCUGCAGCGCGGCGUGCGGGGCCCGGGGAGGAGAGCGCGGGUCGCGCUGCUGGCGCUCAUCUGGGGCUACUCGGCGCUCGCCGCGGGGCCCCUCUUCGUCUUCUUCCACGUCGUCCAGCAGCGUCUUCCCGGCGCCGACCAGGUCUGGACAGUGGGGAUUGGGAUGGAGGAACAAGUUUUUGGAAUGCCCAGUAUGAGCCAUUCAAACAAAAUAGGAAAAGGAAGCAACAUUCUCACCCCUCUUUACAAGGAAAUUCCGAUUUGCACACUGGUUUGGCCCAGCCUUGCCGGAGAAAUCUCCUGGGAUGUGUCAUUUGUUACUUUGAACUUCUUGGUGCCAGGACUGCUCAUUGUGAUCAGUUACUCCAAAAUUUUACAGAUCACAAAGGCGUCGAGGAGAAGGCUGACGGUGAAUCUGGCUUACUCGGAGAGCCACCAAAUCCGCGUGUCCCAGCAGGACUUCCGCCUCUUCCGCACCCUCUUCCUGCUCAUGAUCUCCUUCUUCAUCAUGUGGAGCCCCAUCAUCGUCACCAUCCUCCUCAUCUUGAUCCAGAACUUCAAGCGAGACCUGGUCAUCUGGCCGUCCCUCUUCUUCUGGGUGGUGGCCUUCACGUUCGCCAACUCGGCCUUAAACCCCAUUCUCUACAACAUGUCACUGUUCAGGAACGAAUGGAGGAAAGCUUUCCGCUGCUGCUUCUUCCCGGAGAAGGGAGCCAUGUUUACAGACACGUCUCUCAGAAGAAAUGACCUGUCUAUUAUUUCCAGCUAAUUAAUUUUUCUCUGUAGGCAGAGUUUGUCACUCUCUUAACAAGCCAUGGUGUGUUUUCAAAGAGAGUUAAUUUCCUGGACCAUCGCACCACUGUACCCUAAGAAAAUGUAACCUAUGCAAAUUAUACAUUUACAGUACUGGUAAAUUAAGGGGUGAUCAUUCAGUAUAAGAAUUUUAUCCUUUAUAAAAGGAUUUGUUAUGGGUUCCUUUAAAUAUGAACUUUUUCAGUGUGUUUGUAAUAUGAUUGAAUUGAAUAAAAUUUUUAUUUAUAAUUGUUCAGCAGUCACAUCUCCUACAUAUAAAGCCAUACCUUGCUGGUUUCUGAAGUGAGUCUUAGGACUGAUCUAGGACUCAGAUCUCUCUGCUGAAGGCUCACUGGCUACUCUAGGUCCCCGCCCUGGACUUACAAGGCCUAAAGGAUCAUUCGUUAAUUUUAAGAACGCUUGAGGAAUUUCCAAGGAACAAUUAAAGGUGACUUUUUGUUUCCUUUUAGAAGAAAUGCUAUGGACCCUGUUAGGAGAAGCAGUGUCAUGAACUCAGAGAGAAAAUAGGAUUACUGUAAAAUGUGGGGGUUUGUGGGAAAUGAUCUUGGGACAUACUUUGUGAAGGUGGAGCAAACACAAUUUGUUGAUGGAUAGGAUGUACAAUGUGAGGAAAAGAAGAUUCAAGGGUGAUUUUUAGAUUUAUAGUCUGACACUGUUUGGAUGGUGGGACAGGCAACAAAAAUGGGGAAAGACGGGGGCUGGGAGAGCCAAGAGUUUCAUUUGGGGCUUGUAAAUUUGAACUCUCAGGGAGAUCCAAAUGGAGAGUAUGCAGCUGGAUGCCGGGAUGUGGAGUGUGGACCUGAAGGUAAAUGUUGGGAGUCAUCAGAUAGUGUUUACAGGCCUAUCAUUGGGAGAGAAGAGAGAGAAGAAACCAGAGCUAAAGAGAACCCCGGGACAUGCCAUCACAUGGAAGUUGGGCCCAUGGCUGGAAUGUAUAGUAGCUCAGGGCCUGGCACAUAGGAGGUGCUCAACAAGUCUUUGUUGCUGACUACAUCAGCACCAACCAGUAGUCGCCAUUGCUUAUGGAAUUUCAUGAGUUGCUUCCUUCUGAAAAUUCAUGGUGUUCACAAGCUCGAGAGCAGAUUUUUUGGUUCAUCUUUAGUUAAUAGACUUGGUGAAUUAAAGCUGUAUUUUGAAGUGAUGUGUGGCUAUCUUAUGGGUCUCUGGGCUUGUCAAACUGAAGCUGAACAGCCAUCCUGGCGCUGACAGUCUGCUGUUCUGUGUGAUGACAGGCAAGGCUUUCCCAUACAUGGUCAUCUCCCUCUUUGGUGGGAGAACAAGCACAUUGGGGUGGGGGACCCAGGAACCUCCCAUCGGCCCUUGAUAUUCCAGCACCGAGGCAGACAUCUCCACACUCACGGGAGAGAGGUGCCCCUCCCAACCCCCCGACAUGUUUCAUAGCUAUCAGCUGGGCAUCGCCAGUGUUUACACAACGCCUAAAGGCUCUCUAAUGGGAUCCUCACUGGAUCCCAUCAAACAGAUACUGUUUCCCCAUAUUUUACAAGAGAAGAGUGAGGCUCAGAGAAGCAA
This is a messenger RNA of Rhinolophus ferrumequinum (greater horseshoe bat), 2884 nucleotides long. RefSeq names its product free fatty acid receptor 4 (gene FFAR4). The transcript is spliced from 4 exons. The record is from RefSeq and is a predicted model, not a curated record. Gene Ontology annotation, molecular function: peptide binding; G protein-coupled receptor activity. NCBI's taxonomy places the organism in Eukaryota, Metazoa, Chordata, Mammalia, Chiroptera, Rhinolophidae. The coding region runs from base 117 to 1310 and encodes 397 amino acids. Gene Ontology annotation, biological process: G protein-coupled receptor signaling pathway. Gene Ontology annotation, cellular component: membrane.